CCCUGGCCCUGCUCUCAGCGGUCUCUUUAGUUUGGUUCAUGAAUCCAGGGCAUGGCUUUGCUUGGGAGCUGGCGAUCUUAGUGUUAGUUGUGGUUACAUGGUUUGUGUCUUGAGGGGUCUGGAAGGUGUGUCUCAGAGACCUGCCAGUUGUUCGGAUGUUGCGGCGGGUUGCCUGCUGGAUGCAGCCGAGCCCGGCCUGUGGCUGCCGGGCUCCUGUCCUACCCAGUCGGUUUCUGGGCACCUCCCCUCGGCAGAUUCCAAUGGAUGCCAACUUCCACUCCACUUCGUUCUUGGAAGCAGACCAGCAGCGUGUCUUAAUUACAGGGGGUCUUGGCCAGCUUGGAGUGGGGCUUGCUAACUUUCUGAGGAAACGAUUCGGGAAGGACAAUGUGAUUCUGUCUGACAUUCGGAAGCCCCCGGAACACGUCUUCCUUAGUGGCCCGUUUAUUUAUUCUGACAUCCUGGAUUACAAGAAUCUUCGGGAGAUUGUGGUGAACAACCGCAUCACCUGGCUGUUUCAUUACAGCGCCCUGCUCAGCGCAGUGGGAGAAGCAAACGUGUCCCUGGCCAGAGCCGUGAACAUCACAGGACUGCACAAUGUCCUGGACGUUGCCGCAGAGCACGGUCUGCGGUUGUUUGUGCCAAGCACCAUCGGGGCGUUCGGACCUACUUCUCCACGGAACCCAACCCCUGACCUCUGCAUCCAGAGACCCAGGACCAUCUAUGGGGUGUCCAAGGUCCAUGCUGAGCUUAUGGGCGAGUAUUAUUAUUACCGGUAUGGAUUAGAUUUCCGAUGCCUGAGAUAUCCUGGAAUCAUUUCUGCUGACUCCCAGCCUGGAGGAGGAACAACUGACUAUGCAGUCCAGAUUUUCCAUGAAGCUGUCAAGAAUGGCAGAUUUGAGUGCAACCUGAAACCCGACACCAGGCUCCCAAUGAUGUACAUUGACGACUGCCUCCGGGCCACCCUGGAGGUCAUGGAGGCCCCAGCAGAGUCCCUGUCCAUGAGAACCUACAACAUCAACGCCAUGAGCUUCACCCCCGCGGAGCUGGCCCAGGAGGUGCUCAAGCAUGUGCCAGAAUUCCAGGUCACCUACAAUGUGGACCCUGUCCGACAGGCCAUAGCGGAUAGUUGGCCAAUGAACUUUGAUGAUAGCAAUGCUCGGAAGGACUGGGGAUGGAAGCACGAUAUUGACCUCCCAGAGCUGGUGACGACAAUGUUGAACUUCCACGGUUCUGAGAACAGAGUUGCCCAGGCUAACUGAAGGAGCUCGUGAGUCCUGGGUGGCUGUCCAGGGAAAGCAUAACAACCCUGUGGUUCCGGACCCCAAGGAAUCUAGAUGAUGUGGGGCUAAAGGACUAGUUGGAUUGAAUUUUCGCAGCUCAUAUUGAACUGCCACAUGGAGAACUGACUUGGCUUUAAGCAUCUUCUCAGUGCUGUAGGUUUGGUGGUAGCCCUUCUGAAUCUUUACUGUUUGCCUAAACUUGUCCAAAUCACAGAAUGAAGACUUAAGUCACAAUCAUUUCUAUUUCCUUAAUUAAGAUGAAGCGACCACUUCCAGGAAGAUAUGUGACAUUUGUAUUAAAUUAAACUUAAUUUAAAUAU
This is a messenger RNA of Odocoileus virginianus texanus, 1603 nucleotides long. NCBI's taxonomy places the organism in Eukaryota, Metazoa, Chordata, Mammalia, Artiodactyla, Cervidae. The record is from RefSeq and is a predicted model, not a curated record.